This is a messenger RNA of Rangifer tarandus platyrhynchus (Svalbard reindeer), 423 nucleotides long. The record is from the annotation of a GenBank genome assembly. NCBI's taxonomy places the organism in Eukaryota, Metazoa, Chordata, Mammalia, Artiodactyla, Cervidae.
AUGGAGGUGUUGCUGUUGGUGAGGCCAGGAAGGCAGGGGAGUGGUGGGAUGCUCAUACAGCCCGGUGGAAGAAACCCGGGCUCGGAAUAUGGAAGUAACCUGUUGAGGUUUAGAUGGUUUAGACAAGAAGUACAGUUCCUGGAGAGUUGUGUGGCGGGGCUCCGGUGGGCUUCACUGGGGCAUUCGGGGAGUCUGCCUGUCUCAGGAGUUGGCCCGCCUCGCCCCGAAGGCGGCCCCCGCCCCGCUGCGGCCUCAGGGGCCAAGGGGCACGCGGCGGGCUGGGGGCGGGGAAGGCGCGGGGACAAAGGCCGCGGCUACCGCGCCGCGGAGGGCGGGUGCGGCGGCGAAGUCCCGCCGCGGUGCCGGGACCCGGCGAGCCCGGGCACUGGCCGCGCGCCCGCGCCGCAAAGAACCAGCGCCUGA